AUGACGGAAAGGUUACGUAUUCUAGUCAUUGGUUCCGGCGGUCGAGAACAUGCUCUCGCCUGGAAAUUGGCAAAAUCCCCGUUUGUUGAUGUAGUCCAUAUUGCCCCUGGCAACGGAGGGACAGAGUCCGACAAUGUUAUCAACAUCAAGAUAUCUGCCAAUGACUUCACAGAAUUAGUCUCCCAUGCUAGGAAGCAUGGUCUGAAUUUGGUGGUAGUUGGUCCAGAGGCGCCUCUGGUCGCUGGUAUUGAAGGAUCUUUUCGAGCCGUUGGUAUUCGCUGCUUCGGACCAAGCAAGGCUGCUGCAAGAAUGGAAGGAUCCAAAACAUUCUCAAAGGAUUUCAUGCAACGACAUGGAAUUCCUACGGCGGCAUUCCGAAAUUUCAAUGAGUACGAGCCAGCUCGCCAGUAUCUGGAUUCGGUCACGCAUGACGUCGUCAUCAAAGCAGACGGACUCGCUGCAGGGAAAGGUGUCAUUAUUCCAACCACAAAGGAGGAGGCACGCGAUGCCCUGAAGAAGAUCAUGGUUGCACGAGAAUUUGGUUCGGCUGGGUCACAAGUCGUCAUCGAGGAAUAUCUGGAAGGUGAGGAGUUGAGUGUGCUAUCAUUCAGCGAUGGCUACACGAUAAGGUCACUCCCCCCUGCCCAAGACCACAAACGGGCUCUGGAUGGGGAUCGAGGCCCAAAUACUGGUGGCAUGGGCUGCUAUGCGCCGACGAGAGUAGCUUCAAAAGAGCUGAUUGCUCAGAUCGACCGGGAAAUCGUCCAGCCCACUAUUGACUGUAUGAGACGAGAAGGCAUGCCUUUUGUCGGUAUGCUUUUUACUGGUUUGAUGAUCACCAAGGACGGACCGAAAGUGCUCGAGUACAAUGUCAGAGGAGGCGACCCGGAGACACAGACUCUACUCCCGCUUCUGAGCGAUGACACGGAUCUUGCUAAAGUUAUGCAGGCUUGCACAGAACAUUGGCUGGAUGGUGUUGAUCUCAAAAUUGAACCCAAAUUCGCUGCCACAGUGGUUGCUUGCGCUGAAGGCUACCCUGAGACAUACGCGAAGAAUAGGCCAAUCACCUUACACCAAACUCCAGAGGACACGUUCAUCUUCCAUGCUGGUACGAGUAGAGACGAGAAGCAAGUGGUUUCUACAGGAGGCCGUGUCAUUGCUUCGACCUCAACAGCAGCAACCUUGGAGGAUGCAGUGGCCAGAGCAUACAGGGGAAUGGACAGUAUCAAAUUUCAAGGAAUGCACUUCAGAAAAGAUAUUGCUCAUCGGGCAUUUAAAAGAAAAGAACAAGAAAAAGGCCCGGAAAACGCUCCAAUGACAUACGCUUCCGCGGGCGUAUCUAUUGACGCAGGAAACAGCCUCAUCUCUAGAAUCAAGCCAGCAGUGAGAUCGACCUCACGUCCUGGUGCUGAUGCCAUCAUCGGUGGCUUUGGCGGAGGAUUCGAUCUGGCAAAAGCAGGUUAUCAUGAAAAGUCCCCUAUGCUCAUCGGAGCCAUCGAUGGAGUCGGGACCAAACUUAAGAUUGCGCACGCAAUGGACAUUCAUGAUACCGUUGGUGUGGAUCUGGUGGCCAUGAAUGUGAAUGACCUUGUUGUGCAAGGCGCAGAACCAUUGAUGUUUCUCGACUGCUACACUUGCAGCAUUCUCGAUGUAGACAUUGCAAGUGUCUUCAUUCGGGGUGUUUGUGAAGGUUGCAAGAUGGCUAAUUGCGCCCUUGUUGGAGGCGAAACAGCGGAAAUGCCUGGUCUGUUGAGUGGUACGGAAUAUGACGCAGUUGGCGCCGCCUUGGGAGCCAUCGAUACACCCGCCGGGAAGAGAGUGUUGCCAGAUAGAGAAAGCAUGAUUGAGGAUGACGUCCUCCUGGGCCUGGCAUCGAGCGGCAUACAUUCAAAUGGUUUCUCGUUGGUCCGGCGAAUCAUUGAAAAAAUGCACCUUGCUUUCUCAGACUCUGCACCUUGGGAUCCGGAAAUGUCGGUUGGCAAAUCACUGCUGACUCCAACACGAAUUUAUGUCGUUCCCCUAUUGCAAGCGGUCAAGCGAGACUUGAUUAAGGGGAUGGCUCACAUCACAGGCGGAGGCUUGAUAGAGAACAUACCGCGAAUGUUACCUGAUCAUCUGGCAGCGGAAAUUGACGUGACCACGUGGAAACGGCCCAGGGUUUUUAAGUGGCUUCAGCAAGCAGGCAAGGUAAACAAUGAAGAGAUGAGUCGCACCUUUAAUAAUGGGAUCGGAAUGGUCCUCGUCGUAUCAAAUGUGGCUUCUGGAGAAGUUAAGAAAAUCCUGGAAGCGGAAGGAGAAACGGUCUUCAAGGUUGGAAAUCUUGUGACCAGGGAUGAAGGCAAAGAAGGGUGUAUCCUGAAGAACCUGGAAUCCUGGGACUCAUGA
Rhinocladiella mackenziei CBS 650.93 is the source of this 2385-nucleotide messenger RNA. Its product is annotated as phosphoribosylamine-glycine ligase. The record is from RefSeq and is a predicted model, not a curated record. The coding region runs from base 1 to 2385 and encodes 794 amino acids. Gene Ontology annotation, molecular function: phosphoribosylformylglycinamidine cyclo-ligase activity; metal ion binding; ATP binding. Gene Ontology annotation, biological process: adenine biosynthetic process; 'de novo' IMP biosynthetic process. Gene Ontology annotation, cellular component: cytosol. NCBI's taxonomy places the organism in Eukaryota, Fungi, Ascomycota, Eurotiomycetes, Chaetothyriales, Herpotrichiellaceae. The transcript has a single exon.